Messenger RNA from Diabrotica balteata, 4704 nucleotides. The record is from the annotation of a GenBank genome assembly. Lineage: Eukaryota; Metazoa; Arthropoda; Insecta; Coleoptera; Chrysomelidae.
AUGCAAAACAAAAAUUACAAAACAAUUCUAAUCUUGGGCAUGCACCAAAUUACUGCAAAGACAAGUCCUGUGAUUGUCUCCCACGAUGGUAAGACGCGAUAUAGUCAGAAACAGAAUGCGGUAUCGACGACUGCUAAACCUGAGACCAAAUAUCAAGUUAUACAAAAAUAUGUACAACGAGUGCAGCCAGAGAAAACUUCCAGUCAUUACGCCCAAAGUGUAGCCGCCGUUCCUCAGCAACUGCAACAGGUCACUGUUCAACCGUUCCAAUUGCAUCAACAAGUGGUACCGAUACAAACACAGCUUCAUCCACAGUCGCAGCAACAACUCCUACAGUUAAUACAAAGGGUUUUGUACAGCACACAACAAAAUAAUCAGCCAACAGCUAUGAUAAUUAUAGCUCAGCCGACUUAUAUCCCCGCCAAUGUUGUUUAUGGAAAUGCAGCUCAACAAUUAUUAAGCUAUCCCCAAGCUCGGUUCCAGUAUUCUCAAGUCACAGCUCAAACUCAACCUCUUCAACAGUAUGUCCCCCAAACUCAAGCAGUGCAAGUGACUCAACCAAUGCAAUCCUAUCCAGUGCUGCCAGCUCCAGCCCAAUAUCAAACUAAAAUGGUUCAACUGCCUCUAAGCCAAACUACACAUAUGUCACCAGUACAAACUGCAGAGACAUACAGCCAACAAGUCCCCCUGCAGUUGUCUCAGAUAUCUCAACUACCUGCCCAGCAGUAUUACUCACAAAGCCAAUACGCACAAGCACAGGCGCAAGCACAGAUGCAAACACAGGCGCAAGCACAGUUGCAAGUAGAGUCGAAGGAUAAUCAAGUCGAAUAUCCUUCAUCCCUUCCACCAAUUAUAACUGGUUUUGAAAACUUUACUCCCGAACAACAGGAGAAAAUCAAGGCUCAACUUACAGCUCACUUUGGAGCACCUCUUCAACCUUUGAAUAUCGGUAGAAAAGAUAAUAAAUAUCAACUUAACACUGACGAGUUUAUACCUAGUCCUCAGGUUAAAACUGAAAGAUCCUCAAACGUUAUGAGUAUUUCUAAGAAUGUCAAAUAGCGUAGGGACUCACCCACAAUUUCUUCUAAAAUGGUACAAAUAGUCACACUAACAUCUAUAUUUAUCUAAAAAUAGUUAUGUAUCAACUUUCUACACCAAAGUUAGUUAUAACACUACAAUAAACUUAUAAAAGUUUUAACUUAUCAUCGCUUAAAUACCUCGAAUGAUUUCUGGAAAGAAAACAAGCCAAGUUUCUAUUUUAUUAAGUUUUAGCUGUUUUCUUCUUUGUCUAGUCUCUGUUAGUUUACCUAUUUAUUAUAUUUCUUUAUAUCGCUCUAACCUUUUCUAUGGUUAUAUUCGUAUAUUCUUUUUUCUUUUAUAUUUUUUCUUAAUAUUAAUAUUUUUUCUCAACUAUUACCAUUAUUCUUUACAACCUUUCUUAUGUUUCCUAAUUAUGGUUUAGCCUUUUUGUGCGCUAUUUUAAUAUCAUAUAUUGAUUUUCCUUUUUUUAACCAUUACUUUAUUCUUAUUCUUAUAUCUUCUUAUAAGAUCUAUUCUAUUCUAUUGUAUUCUAUUCUAUUCUAUUCUAUUCUAUUAUAUUCUAUUCUAUUCUAUUCUGUUCUGUUCUGUUCUAUUCUAUUCUAUUCUAUUCUAUUCUAUUCUAUUCUAUUCUUCUAUUCUAUUCUAUUCUAUUCUAUUCUAUUCUAUUCUAUUCUAUUCUAUUCUAUUCUAUUCUAUUCUAUUCUAUUCUAUUCUAUUCUAUUCUAUUCUAUUCUAUUCUAUUCUAUUCUAUUCUAUUCUAUUCUAUUCUAUUCUAUUCUAUUCUAUUCUAUUCUAUUCUAUUCUAUUCUAUUCUAUUCUAUUCUAUUCUAUUCUAUUCUAUUCUAUUCUAUUCUAUUCUAUUCUAUUCUAUUCUAUUCUAUUCUAUUCUAUUCUAUUCUAUUCUAUUCUAUUCUAUUCUAUUCUAUUCUAUCUAUCUAUUCUAUUCUAUUCUAUUCUAUUCUAUUCUAUUCUAUUCUAUUCUAUUCUAUUCUAUUCUAUUCUAUUCUAUUCCAUUUUAUUCUAUUCUAUUCUAUUCUAUUCUAUAUUAUUCUAUUCUAUUCUAUUCUAUUCUAUUCUAUUCUAUUCUAUUCUAUUCUAUUCUAUUCUAGUCUAUUCUAUUCUAUUCUAUUCUAUUCUAUUCUAUUCUAUUCUAUUCUAUUCUAAUCUAUUCUAUUCUAUUCUAUUCGAUUUUAUUAUAUUCUAUUCUAUAUUAUUAGAAUAUUCUAUAUAUUCUAUAAUAUAUUCUAUAUUAAUCUUCAUUCCGUUUUAGCGUUUUCUAUACCUUUUUUAAUCUCAUACAUUGCUUUCACUAUCUUUAAACUGUGAUAUUUUUUAUUCAUUCUCUCUGUAUCAUUUGAUUGUACAUAUUUUCUGUUUCUUUGAAGUGUUUGCUAAGAUCUUAGCUGUUGCUUAUUAAAUUCUACACUGAUUUCCCCUUUUCGCAAUUCUUUCUACAUUUUUCGCUUUUUUAUAUAUUUUUUAGCUUUUUGCUUUAUUAACUAUGUUUUUUAUUGUCUACUUAUGUACUUACUUAUUAGAUUUUUUUCAAACAACUUUCACCUUUUUGUGUGCCUCUAUAUCUUACAUCGUAGUUAUUUAAACUGUCAAUUGCUUCCUUUUUUUCUAUAUGUGUUUCUUUUUUCUCUAUUUAUUUUAUGUUUUUUCUGUAUUAGUGGUGUAGCGUUUUUCUCUAUUAUGCCUUAAAAUUUUAGCCUUUUGCUGUACUUUUUUAUUGCAUUUUUGUUCUUUUUUAUCCUUAAAUAAAUGGUUUUACUAUUUUAUUUUCUGUUUCUUUUAGUACUGUAUUAUGUUUGUACAUGUUUUAGUUUUAUACUCUGCUUUUUGGCUGUCCUUGCUUUUUUUAACGGUUUUAAUAGUUUUUAUUUUUGUUCUUUUUUGUGUUUGUUUGUACUGCUUUUUAUUUACUAUUUUACCUUCUUUCUCGACCAUUUUAAUUACUUUUUUAAUUUUUAUCCUUAUUUUCUUUGUAUAUUUAUUAAUUUUUCUGUUUCUUUACCUUUACUUGUACUUCUUUUAAUGAUUUAUUUUACUGCUUGCUGUCGAUUUCGUUUUAUUUUCAAUUUGUAUUCCUAUUUCUUAUUUAUAAUAUAGCUUUACUUCAUUAUCUAGUUGUUAUAAUGCAAUGUGGCUAUAUAUCAAAGUAAUCCAUUUCACCUUAUGCUUUUUGUUUUAAUUGUUAAUUAAUUUUCUUCAAAUUUGUCCUAAGAUAAAUUUUUUCAUCUUUUCUUUAAUAUUUUUCAGUUAACUUUUCUUUUUAUCACUUGUCAUAGGUUCUAAUCUAUUUUCUUCACACUUUGUGAUCUUUUUUAUUCUUCUUUAGUUUAGAGCACUAUUUUAUCAUAUCUAUAAACUCCAAGAAGUUGGAUAAUCUUACUCUUCCUUACUCUGUGGCUUUACAAUGUCUCGUGCGUUUUAUACGAAUUAACAACAUGCUUCUAUUCUUUUCUGUUUGGAUCAAUCUCCAUCCAAUUCUCUAGGCCCAUAACUUUAAGAUAUCCUGCUACAUUAUCUUGGCCUUCUUCCAGUUGGGGUCUCUUUCCAUGCCAACGUUACUGUUCUUUCGUCAGAAUACUUUCUAACCUUAUUUCUUUUAUUAUGUGAGCGUCUGGAUAUAGUUCCUCCUAGUUAUAUAUAUUUCCCUGCUGCUCCAUCAAGUAAAGGCCCAAAGAUCUUCCUUAGUAUUUUUUCCCAAACAUGUAGUCGUUCUUCGUUUGCCUUUGUUAUCGUCCAUAUUUCUCUACCAUACAUCACUACGGGUCGUAAGACUGUUUUAUAGAUUGACAAUCGAUUUUUUUAAUUGAAUCUUCUUUUAUCUUCUCAUAGAGAUUUGAUUUAUUAUUACACACUUGCCUUUUCUUCAAAUCUGCUCUAGAUUUAUUUUUUCCCAAUUGCAUUAAUGUUCUUUAGUUCACUUUUUCUUUUACCGCUCACUAUUGAUUCUGUUCUAUUUUCUUUCUCCUUUGUAAUUUUUUUUUUGAGUUAAGAGCACUAUUUUUCAGAUCUAUAAACUUUCUUAUUAAUUUGAUAACAUUUUGUCUUCUUCCACAGUUUUAAUUUAACGUUAUUCGUCUUUUGUUACUUAAAUUGAAGAAAGAUCUUUAUUUAUAUUACCUCUUAAACCAGCCAAGCCAUCUCUUAUUGAAUAGAAUUGAUUAUUUAUGAUUGACUAUUUGGCCACUUAGAUAGAAUGAUAUGGGGGAUCUGGGAAUUUAAUAAAAAUAAAGGGAAAACAGGUCAAAAGAAUAUGUUAAAUAGGUAAAGAUUAUUUUGUAUGUAAUAAUAUUCAAUUUACUUAAAAUAUUGUUCAAAUGUCUGUAAUAUGUAACAAACUAUGAUAUCCUUUUUUUAAAUUUUAAAUACUUUAAGCUGGAAUCUCAACUGUGACCAUGUUGAAAGUCUGAAGCUUGAAAGUAGUUAUAGCUAAGACAAAUGAUAUACAAAGUGUAUGAGCUUAACUUUCUAAAAAUCACAAUACUUUUCUAUGUACAAUUUAUAAACAAUAGUAAUAUUUUUAUUAUUUUUCUAGAAUUACCAUUUGAUUUGUAUAUAUGUUAUUGUUGAAAUUGUUUUUAUUUUUAUACUAAGUUAUUUAUUGUUGCUUGUUUCUUGUUAUGUUAUGUUUAAUAAAGUAUUUUUAUACAC